Phycodurus eques (leafy seadragon) is the source of this 588-nucleotide messenger RNA. RefSeq names its product hemoglobin subunit beta-1-like. The coding region runs from base 60 to 503 and encodes 147 amino acids. The transcript is spliced from 3 exons. Gene Ontology annotation, cellular component: haptoglobin-hemoglobin complex; blood microparticle; hemoglobin complex. Lineage: Eukaryota; Metazoa; Chordata; Actinopteri; Syngnathiformes; Syngnathidae. The record is from RefSeq and is a predicted model, not a curated record. Gene Ontology annotation, biological process: hydrogen peroxide catabolic process; oxygen transport. Gene Ontology annotation, molecular function: heme binding; organic acid binding; haptoglobin binding.
CUUGAGCCCUAUUCAGCUUUUUUUCUCUUCAAGCCUGAACCAAACAAACAAGCGACAACAUGGUUGUGUGGACUGAAGACGAGCGUGCUGCUAUCAGCGGCAUCAUGGGCGGCCUGCUCUACGAGGAUGACGGCCCCAAGGCUCUGUGCAGGUGUCUGAUCGUUUACCCCUGGACCCAGAGGUACUUUGGCGCCUUCGGUAACCUCUACAAUGCCGAAGCCAUCAUGAGCAACACCCAAAUUGCAGAACAUGGCACCAAGAUCCUGCACGGUCUGGACCGGGCUCUGAAGAACAUGGACAACAUCAAGGAAACCUACGCCGAGCUGAGCGUGCUGCACUCUGAGAAGCUGCAUGUGGAUCCUGACAAUUUCAAGUUGCUGGCUGACUGUUUGACCAUCGUCAUUGCCGCCAAAAUGGGAAAUAGCUUCAACCCAGACAUUCAGGCCGCCUGGCAGAAGUUCUUGUCUGUGGUGGUGUCCGCUCUGGGAAGGCAAUACCACUAAACCGAGACGCUCGAAAUGGGGAUUUGACAUGUGUUAUAUGUUUGUUUUCUCCAAAAAAAUAAAGGCCCACUGAAGCAAAAGAUAA